CUGUUGGCCUCUCUGUGUGUCCAGCUGGAUGAUCCGUCCGUGUUCCCAGCAGUCAUUGUGGAGCAGGUGCCCGCCGCUGACCUCAUGCAGGUCUACUCGGGCAUGGAGUCGGACGAGGUGACCAACGGCAUUAUGGUGGACAACACUCUACAUGUGAUGGAGGAGCCCAUUCUGGUUGGCGACGUGGGCCUCUCAGGUGAGGGGGAGGAGGGCAUGAUACUUUACACAAGCGUGCAUGCAUGCCUAGGGGGUAGGAGCUAGGAGUUGAUUCCGGACAGUGCCUGGUAUUAACUAAAUUACCUAGAAUUCACCCUUAGAUUUGUAAUAUCCUUUCAGGUUUGUCUCUAAAGCUGUCUGUUUCUUGUUCUGAUGACAAUCCCUGUCUGAUUGGCCAGUAGAAACGACGGUGUCGGGCACAGAGGAUAACAUGGAGACCAACGAGGCUGCGGCAGCCCUUCUUAACAUGGAGUCACCAAACAACAUCCUGGAUGAGAAACGCAUGAGUACGAAUUCUGUUGUUCUGUUGUUGCUACUCUCUUGGAGGGGGUUAGGGGAAGGAGUAUUUUUGUAUAUGUUGGUACCACAUGUGUAUUAACUGAAUCCAAUUUCUACCCCAGAGCAUUUAUCUUGUCGGUUUUUAUUUUUUCUGACCUAGAAUUGAUUACGUGCUCUUUUUAAGAUUCUAUUCUGGAUUUUCAAUUUCUUUACCUUUGAUAUUGAAUACUGCAUUGUUGAAGAAGCGCUUGUAAGUUACUAUACUGUUUACACCUGUUGUACCCUGUGGAUGUGACAAAUACAUUUUGAUUUGCUUUAUCACUUUCAAAACAUAUUGUUAAAACCUGCACGUUUUUGGUGAAGGCUAUUUGUAUGCAGUUUAAUUUGUAUGCAGUUUCAUUUGUAGUAUUUCCUAACUCCUAUCAUUAUCUCUGGCUGUUGCUUUAGUUCACAGUCUCACAAUAAUAUUACGUAACUGGGAGUCAAAUUGAGUGUACUACUGUUUUCUCUGUUGUUGUAGUUCACACCUACGGGACCAUGUUGGAGUCUGACUACACCUAUAUCCACUUGAGGCCGGAGCCCAACGGCUGCAUGGAUGUAUCGCUGGAUGAUGAAACAUCCUCCAUGGACGAGAUCCCUCAGAAGAGCGUGUCCAAACCACAGAGGAAAACCAAAGGUACUGCAGGGGUUCUCCUGGAAUGUAGGGAGCAGUGUUACAACACAUUAUUUAGUCUUGCUUUUAAUCUUCUAAACUCAGCAAAAAAAAGAAACGUCCCUUUUUCAGGACCCUGUCUUUCAAAUAAAAUUUGUAAAAAUCCAAAUAACUUCACAGAUCUUCAUUGUAAAGGGUUUAAACACUGCUUCCCAUGCUUGUUCAAUGAACCAUAAACAAUUAAUGAACAUGCGCCUGUGGAACGGUCGUUAAGACACCAACAGCUUACAGACAGUAGGCAAUUAUCUCCUGAGUGGCGCAGUGGUCUAAGGCGCCGCAUCGCAGUGCUAACUGUGCCACUAGAAAUCCUGGUUCGAAUCCAGGCUCUGUCGCAGCCGGCCGCGACCGGGAGACUCAUGGGCGGCGCACAAUUGGCCCAGCGUCGUCCAGGGUAGGGGAGGGAAUGGCCGGCAGGGAUGUAGCUCAGUUGAUAGAGCAUGGCGUUUGCAACGCCAGGGUUGUGGGUUCGAUUCCCACGGGGGGCCAGUAUAUAAAAAAUAAAAACAAAACAAAAACAAAAAAAUAUAUAUAUAUAUAAUAAAUAAAAAAUAAAAAAUAUGUAUUCACUAACUGUAAGUCGCUCUGGAUAAGAGCGUCUGCUAAAUGACUAAAAUGUAAAUGUAAUUAAGGUCAUACUAAAGAGGCCUUUCUACUGACUCUGAAAAACACCAAAAGAAAGAUGCCCAGGGUCCCUGCUCAUCUGCGUGAACAUGCAAGGAGGUAUGAGGACUGCAGAUAUGGCCAGGGCAAUAAAUUGCAAUGUCCGUACUGUGAGACGCCUAAGACAGCGCUACAGGGAGACAGGACGGACAGCUGAUCGUCCUCGCAGUGGCAGACCACGUGUAACAACACCUGCACAGGAUCGGUACAUCCGAACAUUACACCUGCUGGACAGGUACAGGAUGGCAACAACAACUGCCCGAGUUACACCAGGAACGCACAAUCACUCCAUCAGUGCUCAGACUGUCCGCAAUAGGCUGAGAGAGGCUGGACUGAGGCAGGUCCUCACCAGACAUCACCAACAACAAUGUCGCCUAUGGACACAAACCCACCGUCGCUGGACCAGACAGGACUGGCAAAAAGUGCUCUUCACUGACGAGUUGCGGUUUUGUCUCACCAGGGGUGAUGGUCAGAUUCGCGUUUAUCGUCGAAGGAAUGAGCGUUAUACCGAGGCUUGUACUCUGGAGCGGGAUCGAUUUGGAGGUGGAGGGUCCGUCAUGGUCUGGGGCAGUGUGUCACAGCAUCAUCGGACUGAGCUUUUUGUCAUUGCAGGCAAUCUCAACGCUGUGCGUUACAGGGAAGACAUCCUCCUCCCUCAUGUGGUACCCUUCCUGCAGGCUCAUCCUGACAUGACCCUCCAGCAUGACAAUGCCACCAGCCAUACUGCUCGUUCUGUGCGUGAUUUCCUGCAAGACAGGAAUGUCAGUGUUCUGCCAUGGCCAGCGAAGAGCCCGGAUCUCAAUCCCAUUGAGCACGUCUGGGACCUGUUGGAUCGGAGGGUGAGGGCUAGGGCCAUUCCCCCCAGAAAUGUCCGGGAACUUGCAGGUGCCUUGGUGGAAGAGUGGGGUAACAUCUCACAGCAAGAACUGGCAAAUCUGGUGCAGUCCAUGAGGAGGAGAUGCACUGCAGUACUUAAUGCAGCUGGUGGCCACACCAGAUACUGACUGUUACACAUUAUUCCAUUUCUGUUAGUCACAUGUCUGUGGAACUUGUUCAGUUUAUGUCUCAGUUGUUGAAUCUUGUUAUGUUCAUACAAAUAUUUUAACAUGUUAAGUUUGCUGAAAAUAAAUGCAGUUGACAGUGAGAGGACGUUUAUUUCUUUGCUGAGUUUAUAUGAAGAUAUUCCACUUACUCUCAUGUUUAGAAAAUAUAUGCUUUUAAGAGUUACACAGGAGUACCUUGGAAAAUAUAUUUGCUUAUAGCCUUAUUAACCAUAGCUUAUAGCCUUAUUAACCAUAGCUUAUAGCCUUAUUAACCAUAGCUUACAGCCUUAUUAACCAUAGCUUAUAGCCUUAUUAACCAUAGCUUAUAGCCUUAUUAACCAUAGCUUACAGCCUUAUUAACCAUAGCUUAUAUCCUUAUUAGCCAUAGCUUAUAUCCUUAUUAACUAUAGCUUAUAGCCUUAUUAACCAUAGCUUACAGCCUUAUUAACCAUAGCGUAUAGCCUUAUUAUUAGCAAAUUGUUCAGUGCUGACCAUUUUUUAAAUUUAGUCAUUAACAGGGAUGUGCUUAAUUGGGUGUCACAGUGUUGACCUUUACCAUUUUCCUUGGUCCUGUCUUAGUGCGCAAGCCUCGGCCGGUACGUCCCUGCUCCCCCAUUACCACUCCCAGCCUGCCACUCAAGAAGAAGAGCAAGGAGGGCAAAGGUGAGCGUUCUUCUCAACCAGCUCACCUCUCAAAAAACAGCCAAUCAAAAUCAAGGUCUCUCCUGGGCCAUUCUCAACCAGCUUGCUUCUUGAAAAAACAGCCAAUCAAUAUCAAGGUCUCUCCUGGGCCCUUCUCAAUCAGCUAGCUUCUUGAAAAAACAGCCAAUUGAAAUCAAGGUCUCUCCUGGCCCUUUCUCAACUAGCUUGCUUCUUGAAAAAACAGCCAAUCGAAAUCAAGGUCUCUCCUGGGCCCUUCUCAACCAGCUUGCUUCUUUAAAAAACUGCCAAUCAAAAUCAAGGUCUCUUCUGGGCCCUUCUCAAUCAGCUUGCGUCUUGAAAAAACAGCCAAUCGAAAUCAAGGUCUCGCCUGGCCCUUUCUCAACCAGCUUGCUUCUUGAAAAAACAGCCAAUCGAAAUGAAGGUCUCUCCUGGGCCCUUCUGUAAGCUACUGUGCAUGUUUCUGCUUGUAGAGUGGUGCAAUCAGCAACCAGCAGCCCCUGUAGUCCAGUUGGGUUGGACCUCAGCUUGCUAAUUGACGAGCUGCUCUCAACGUGCUGUGUUUCACAGGGAAACAAGUGAUUGCACGCUGGAGGGUACAUUGAUGAACUACUGAUAAAACCCCUUUCCCCUCUCCUUGUGUGUGUCCCCUUGCACGACACAUAGAGGGGAUAGGGAGACGGGGUUGGUUCAGCCGCACACAUAUACAUUACGCUGUCACGGUGGCUGCUGGAGGGGUUGCUGUUUUUAACUACUUCUGGCCCUAACCGUUUCACAAACAAGAGUCAUCUACUGCCAGAGUCCCAUCCAAUGUAUUUAUUUUCCAAGCCUAGGUACACACACACAACAGACGAGAACAGCAAAUUGAUUGAUUUAGGUUAUGAGGAGGGAAUACUGCGAUUGCGUCUCUGCCUAUUUCCAUUUGUUAAGUAAAACCUGCAAUGCUGAAUGAGUUAUGGACAGGUGUAGCAGAACUACAAGCUCAUGUACUGUAUUAGACUCAUAUGUACUGUAUUAGACUGACAUGUACUGUAUUAGACUCAAAUUUACUGUAUUAGAACUGUGUUAAAACUGUGAAUUCCUCCUUUCUCCCCCCUAUGUAGGGAACACAAUCUACCUAUGGGAGUUCCUCCUGGCCCUAUUGCAGGACAAGAACACCUGUCCCAAGUACAUCAAGUGGACGCAGAGGGAGAAGGGCAUCUUUAAGCUGGUGGACUCCAAGGCUGUUUCAAAACUGUGGGGCAAACACAAGAACAAACCUGACAUGAACUAUGAAACCAUGGGCAGGGCACUCAGGUGAGAGGAACGUUACUACACACAUGGUGUUGGCCUACAUCACAGACAUACAUAAUUUGGCCUGCACACUUAAGAAGGCUAUCACACUAAAAUGUCUGUGCCCCUGUUGCAGUAAAUAGUUAAAUGUCUGUGCCCCCAUCGUAGUAAAUAGUUAAAUGUCUGUGCCCCUGUUGCAGUAAAUAGUUAAAUGUCUGUGCCCCUGUUGCAGUAAAUAGUUAAAUGUCUGUGGCCCUGUUGCAGUAAAUAGUUAAAUGUCUGUGCCCCUGUAGCAGUAAAUAGUUAAAUGUCUGUGGCCCUGUUGCAGUAAAUAGUUAAAUGUCUGUGGCCCUGUUGCAGUAAAUAGCUAAAUGUGUGUUCUCCUGUUGCAGUAAAUAGUUAAAUGUCUGUGCCCCUGUUGCAUAAAAUAUUUAAAUGUCUGUGCCCCUGUUUCAGUAAAUAAUAAAUGUAUGUGCUCCUGUUGCAGUAAAUAGUGAAAUGUCUGUGGCCCUGUUGCAGUAAAUAGUGAAAUGUCUGUGGCCCUGUUGCAGUAAAUAGUGAAAUGUCUGUGGCCCUGUUGCAGUAAAUAGUUAAAUGUCUGUGGCCCUGUUGCAGUAAAUAGUUAAAUGUCUGUGGCCCUGUUGCAGUAAAUAGUUAAAUGUCUGUGGCCCUGUUGCAGUAAAUAGUUAAAUGGAAAAUGGAGUAGGUGCUUCUAGAUAACAUAGCCAACAAACUGCAGUAUGUUGUGUUGUACCGACAUAAUACAAUCUUAUCUCACCUCCAUCCCCUUCUCCUCUUGAAGGCAGUAUUAUAACAUAAAUGUCUGUUAUGAAACAUAACUGAGAAAAAUGUUGAAUACAGUGAGCAAGGCACUCGGACCCCAGACAUCCUUUGUACCAGGAGUUUAAGUCACGUCUCUCAGGUCAAGGACCAAAGCAUAAAAUAAGUAUUCAGUGGCACCUUAUUCAAGGUGGACCUUAUUCAAGCCACGGCCAUGAUCAUUCAAAAUGCGGGCUAACAGGGUAGAAAGGAAAGUUAUCCUUUGAAGUCAAUGGUGAAAAGUGCUGUAACUUUCCUGAAGUCUCUUUCUGUUUGUAAUGUUACUUCAUGUUUAUUCAAUGCCACAAACAUCUUACGUUACCUGUCCCUUCUGUCCCUCCCUAAGGUAUUACUACCAGCGUGGUAUCCUGGCUAAGGUGGAGGGUCAGCGGCUGGUCUACCAGUUUAAAGACAUGCCUCCUGACCUAGUGGUGAUUGACGACGAGGACCCAUGCCCCGACCUCACCCCUGGCUACGGGGGCCAGCGCCCCAGCCACCACGGCCGGGGAGGCUCCAGAGGGGGGCACGGUAAAAACCAUGCCCAUGUGCACCGUCCUAUAUCGGUAAAACAAGUGAAGAGAGAGCCCAUUGAUUUUGAUGGGCUGUACCAUGAGGUCAAUGGGAAACAGGCAGAACACAUGAUCCAGACGGUCCACGUGCUGCAGCCCAACCAGGGGGCGGCUGUGCCGGCAUCCACACACACUGUGAGGUGAGAGAUGGAUGGCAACCCGGCAUAUGUACACACACACACAUGCGUACAUGCACAUGCAUAUCCAUACACACACACACACACACAGUCUUGUACAGCUAACCUUGUGGGGACACACAAUUCAGUCCCAUUCAAAAUCCUCUUUUCCCUAACCCCUAACCCUAAACCUAACCUGUACUUUUACCCUAACCCUAACCUUAACCCAAAGACCUAACCUUAACCCUAACCAUAAACCUAACCCUAGCUCCCAACUCUAAAACUAACCCUAACCCUAACCCUUAACAUAAUUGUAACCCUAACACUAAUUCUAACCUUAACCCUAAACCUCCUAGAAAUAGCAUUUGACCUUGUGGGGACAACAAAAUGUCCCCAGUUGGUCCAAUUGUUGUUUGUUUACUAUUCUUGUGGGGACUUCUGGUCCGCACAAGAAUAGUUCAACACGUCCACACACACACACACACACACACACACACAGAUUUUGAAUGCUCAUAUAGAAGGCCAGUAUGUAACAUAAAGCUACUUGUAGCAUAAAGCUAAAGAUAUGUUUUAUAUUUGAGAUUCUUCAAAUAGUGUGACCCAGGUGCGGUGCAGGAUAUACAGUAGGCAGUAAGCAGAGAUGGUAAAACAAGGAUCUUUACUGGUGGUCCCGAAGCCAGAAUACAAAAUAACGGACUUAUCACGAUAAAAGAAAGGCGGAGCAAAUCAGUCUCCAAAAACCGGCUGACAGCCAAAAUACGAAAUACUACUUAAGACUGAAACAAAUAACGAAACAGGGAGAACACUUCUCAAGUACCUGUACAUAGAUCUACAAUCAGACACUGAGUAGUACUGCUGGACAUAGAGAAACUAGCAGAGAAAACUGAGCAAGGGAACACAGGGAAGUGAGGGCAUAAAUACACAACUGAACAGGUAGACACAGGUGACACCAAUAGGAUAAUGAUUAGUCCAGACUGUGAGUGAGGAGGUGCCUAAGGUUGUCGGAGGAGGACACCUAGUGGGUCGCUCCGGAACUGCGAACCCCCCUGUAACAGCCACCCUUUGCCUUGAUGACAGCUUUGCACACUCUUGGCACUCUCUCAACCAGCUUCAUGAGGUAGUCACUUGGAAUGCAUUUCAAUUAACAUGUGUGCCUUCUUAAAAGUUAAUUUGUGGAAUUUCUUUCCUUCUUAAUGCGUUUGAGCCAAUAGGUUGUGUUGUGGCAGGGUAUGGGGGGGUAUACAGAAGAUAUCCCUAUUUGGUAAAAUACCAAGUCCAUAUUAUGGCAAGAACAGCUCAAAUAAGCAAAGAGAAACGACAGUCCAUCAUUACUUUAAGACAUGAAGGUCAGUCAAUCCGGGAAAUUUCAAGAACUUUGAAAGUUUCUUCAAGUGCAGUCACAAAAACCAUCAAAAGCUAUGAUGAAACUGGCUCUCAUGAGGACCACCACAGGAAUGGAAGACCCAGAGUUACCUCUGCUGCAGAGGAUAAGUUCAUUAGAGUUACCAGCCUCAGAAAUUGCAGCCCAAAUAUAGUGAGGGAAAAAAGUAUUUGAUCCCCUGCUGAUUUUGUACGUUUGCCCACUGACAAAGAAAUGAUCAGUCUAUAAUUUUAAUGGUAGGUUUAUUUGAACAGUGAGAGACAGAAUAACAAAAAAAUCCAGAAAAACGCAUGUCAAAAAUGUUAUAAAUUGAUUUGCAUUUUUAUGAGGGAAAUAAGUAUUUGACCCCCUCUCAAUCAGAAAGAUUUCUGGCUUCCAGGUGUCUUUUAUACAGGUAACGAGCUGAGAUUAGGAGCACACUCUUAAAGGGAGUGCUCCUAAUCUCAGCGUGUUACCUGUAUAAAAGACACCUGUCCACAGAAGCAAUCAAUCAGAUUCCAAACUCUCCACCAUGGCCAAGACCAAAGAGCUCUCCAAGGAUGUCAGGGACAAGAUUGUAGACCUACACAAGGCUGGAAUGGGCUACAAGACCAUCGCCAAGCAGCUUGGUGAGAAGGUGACAACAGUUGGUGCGAUUAUUCGUAAAUGGAAGAAACACAAAAGAACUGUCAAACUCCCUCGGCCUGGGGCUCCAUGCAAUAUCUCACCUCGUGGAGUUGCAAUGAUCAUGAGAACGGUGAGGAAUCAGCCCAGAACUACACGGGAGGAUAUUGUCAAUGAUCUCAAGGCAGCUGGGACCAUAGUCACCAAGAAAACAAUUGGUAACACACUACGCCGUGAAGGACUGAGAUCCUGCAGCGCCCGCAAGGUCCCCCUGCUCAAGAAAGCACAUAUACAUGCCCGUCUGAAGUUUGCCAAUGAACAUCUGAAUGAUUCAGAGGAGAACUGGGUGAAAGUGUUGUGGUCAGAUGAGACCAAAAUCGAGCUCUUUGGCAUCAACUCAACUCGCCGUGUUUGGAGGAGGAGGAAUGCUGCCUAUGACCCCAAGAACACCAUCCCCACCGUCAAACAUGGAGUCUGAACCUGACUGUAAAGCACUUUGUGUCAACUGCUGAAAUAGAAAGGGUUUUAUAAAAUACAUUUGAUUGAUUGAUUGAUCUGAUCUCCUCUCUCUCCUCAGGACCAUCAACAUGCCUACCUCCGUCCCCAUGGUCCUGACGUCUUCCGGCCAGCUGCAGCCCCUCCUGUCUAACGGUGACUCCUCCCAGCCCAGGGUCAUCCUCCACACCGUCCCCUCUACCACGGCGGGGGGCAAGGACAUCCUCACCAUCCAGACGGCCUCCCUGGCCACCGGGACGGGUAGCCUCCAGGACCACCACCAUCAGCACCCCCAGUUCCUUGUCACCAGCCUUGGCUCCACCACCACCACCACGGGGGUCAUCAGCUCCACCACGGCCUCCCACAACGUCCUUCCCCGCCUGGUCACCCUCAACGCGGCCACCGGUCAGCCCAUGGUGGCCCAGCAGCCGGGUACCGUCAUUGCUACGGUCCUCAAGUCCUCCAGUGGUGGCGAGCUCCUCCACGGCCUGCACGGCAUCAAGGAGGAGAUGCUGGACCCCUACUACCUGCAGUCAUUGGUUAAUGGAGACCCGUCGUUUGGGAAGGAGGAGAUGGAGGCAGGGGAAGCAGAGCUCACCUACAGGACUGUGAUCAUCGGGAUGAACCAGAGCCUUGGACCGAGCCAGGGGGAGACUGGAAGUGAGUCCCCAGUGAACGGACACUUUGCCCAGGGAAGCAGCCCCAGUGAGGGCCUGACCCCCGUGGAGGAGCUAGAGGUGCGCGGGGAGAUGGCCCUGCAACCGGAUCACAUGGUGAGGGUCAGGGGGCUCCAGGAGCUGCCAGAGAUCACCGUCCACCUCCCGGCCUCCUUCAUCCAGAUCAAGACAGAACCCACAGAGGGCUAGUAGACCACAGGCUGACCUUUAUUGUCAUGAGUCUUGUCCUGGAGGCAGAACUGAGUGAUUUCCACUAGAUGGGCCAGCUACAAAGUCAAAAUAGGCUAUAUCUUAAAAAAUAAUGAAGACCAAAAUGAGCUUUUUGGUCUUAAUUUAGGGUUAGCCAAUACGGUUAGCAGUGUGGUUAAGGUUUUUUAUUUUACCUUUAUUUAAACAGGGAGUCACCAUUGAGACCAGGGUCUCUUUCAAGGGAGCCCUGCACAUACAAUUCAUAAGACACAAUCUAAUCAAAAUCAGAUACAAUGUAGAAAAAACAAAAAUACAGCACAACACAAAUAUUCAAGAAAAACUGUUACAAUGAGGUGCUUUAAAACUAAAAGCAGAUUUACCUAGUUCGGUGGAGACCACAAGGAACCUCAAGAGUUUGGUAUCUCAUGUUUUUAUUCUUUAACAACGUAGUUCGGUAAGUCGGAAGCUUGUGUACUAGAGAUUUGUAAACAAGAAGGGAGUAAUGAAGUGAUCUACGGGACGUUAAUAAGGACCAGCCAAGCUUUUGAUACAGGAUGCAGUGAUGAGUAAUCAAAUUGUCACCUGUGAUAAAACGAAGGGCGCUAUGCGAGAUGGCAUUUACAGGUUUAAGAGUAGUGGCUGCUGCAAUCUGGUAAAUGGUGUCACCAUAGUCAAUAACUGGCAGGAAAGUUUACUGUACAAUCUUUUUUCCUGCUAUUUAGGGAGAGGCAAUAUCUAUUUCUAAAAAAGAAGCCCACUUUAAAUCUUAGCUUUUAAACUAUCUCAUCUGUAUUUUUUUGUCAAUCCAAAUGCCCAGAUAUUUAUAGUCGGGAACCCCAUCAAUGGGAGAACCAUUCAAUGAAUAACUAUGUAGUCCGUCUGGUUAAGGUUAGGAUUAAAAUCUGAUUUUAUGACUUUGUGGCUGUUCUAGCUAGUGCCCACUCUGCAGAGCUGCCUCCAGGGCAAGAUUCAUGACAAUAAAUGCCAAGCUGCUAGUAGGCCUGGACUCCAUCAAAGCUGGACUAUGGAAUCAACAUAAAGAAAGACUACUUAAAGGGCAAUUCCACCACUUUUCAACCUCAUUUUCAUUGUCUCCAGCACAAUACCAUUGUAUACAUAUGUGAAAAUGGCGCAUUUCUACGUUUUGUAGAAACAAAUAUAAAGUUAAAAAGUUCUACCCGACAUCAUCAAAAGUUAACACAUUUGAAAAACAGUGAUUUUCAAACACUAUGAGAUUAAUUGUUUUUUUCUUUUAAUCUGUGAUGUCACAGAGAAGCAUUUUUUAGGACCUUUCUUCUUAUCUUUUUAACCACAGAUCAUAGAAACACGCUGUUUUCACAUAUGUAGAUACUGGUUUGGUGCUGGAGAUAAUGAAUAUGAGGUUGAAAAGUGGCGGAAUUGCUCUUUAACAAAGUUUCCUUGUUCUUAUCCCAAUGAUAAUCUUAUUUUGAAAAGCGAUGGAUUUUGAAAUGUGGAGCGACAAACGGAGGCCAAACGUUGGGCCCUGCAGGAUGUUUUUGCUUACUCACUGAUGUUGUGAUCAUGUGCCCAAAUUUCUACAUCAAGGGAUUGUUUUGUGAUGUGUUGAGGGCCUAUCGAACUAUCUACCUACCUACCUUGCUACUGUCAGUAGUCCCGCCCCCUUCCCAAACCUGUCCCUACCAGGAGAACAGCCAUUGGAUAA
Molecule: messenger RNA, 11375 nt
Organism: Coregonus sp. 'balchen'
Lineage: Eukaryota; Metazoa; Chordata; Actinopteri; Salmoniformes; Salmonidae
Source: the annotation of a GenBank genome assembly